This is a messenger RNA of Boeremia exigua, 1938 nucleotides long. RefSeq lists its product as uncharacterized. The record is from RefSeq and is a predicted model, not a curated record. Bases 1 to 1938 code for a protein of 645 amino acids. The transcript has 5 exons. Lineage: Eukaryota; Fungi; Ascomycota; Dothideomycetes; Pleosporales; Didymellaceae.
AUGUCGACUACUAACAAGACAGUUGACUGUUCUAUCCACCCCACAGAACUCCGGCCUAAUCAAGAUAUCACAGGAAUAGGUGUCAGCCUUGCCUGGACGAUCACAGCUGGGUUGGCUCUUUGCCUGGUCGUAGCCAAUUAUUUCGUCGCAUACCGUCCUGACAUCAAUCCAUUCGGCUCCCAUCAUCCAAACCCCGGACGUCAUGCACAGUUCACUUUCAAAUCCAACCCAAUCGACGAGCAACUCCUAGGAUGGCGACUGAAAAGGUUGCGUCAGGUCGGCCACACGUCUGCAAGUACACAAGACCGAGACGAUGCUCAAGCGCGCAGAGAUCGCAUUCGGGAUGCUUUGACACAGUUGAUUACAGGUCUUUCUGUGCUUAUCAGCGGGUACUCUCAGCUUCCAUCCGGUAUAUCCGCUAUGCACUGGGAAAGAGUUAUCGACUUGGCUUGGUUCUCAAGUAUCACGCAUCUAUGCUGUUUAACGUUCUUGCGGGAUCACUUCCGACAAAAUCGGCGAGCACGAAUUUGGAGAAUACCUGGAAUGGUCAUCCUGAUUGUUCUAUUGAGUGUCGCUCUGAUUCCUUCAUCAAACUAUAUUGAUUCUAGGAUAAUACAUCCCGGCUAUGAAUUCGCUUACAAUCCUGUAUUUGAUUACGCCAUCUGCUUUUUCAAAUAUAGCGAAGAAAGAUCACGAGGCUAUCAUUACGGUGAUUCCGAGUGGGAGAGACAGGUGGAAAUCAAGAAGCAAAACACCAUCAUCUCGGCUAUAAUUUUGAUUUUUGGGAUGGCGAACCGGAUCUGGCGUCUGUUCGAAACAUCGACGAUAUUUUAUCUUUCUGCAAAACGAUGGCUCAGCCAACACGUCAAAAAGAUGCUGCGGUCGGUCUUGAAAGAAACAACAUCUAGAUCAGCAAUUCUGAUGUGUCUCAUUUACCGGCCCCUGCUUGCGAGUUACCUUCUAACCCGCAUGCUGUUGGAUAUCUUACUUUCGAGGGCUUUUGAGAUCUGGUGGCUAGCGGUAGGUCUUGCCUGGGGCUUGACAAACCUACUUCCCAUUUCUGAGCCUGACGACCAUGAGUGGACUUUCGGGCAGGUUAUUGCGUCUUUGAUGCUAGUCGCCCCAGUAGUUGCUUUGGUCGAAACCUUAGUCACGACCACCUAUCAAAGUCAGCCAAAUUCAACGAUCCCACCACAAGAUCACGCACCUGAUCAACAAUUACUACCAAACCCACCAUCAAUAUCAAGUACGAGGUUGAUCAAGGAUCAAUCAAGCAGAGAAGACCCUGACUUUGACUUCUACAAUCUCUCCUUGGCUUUUACCGUCACACCGUAUGUUAUCUUAGCGUUCAUUGCAUCUAUGAGCGUGAUCGUAAUCGUUAUCAAGGCCGGAUGGGAUGAUUUGAAGCUACUGGAGAUGAUGUGGACUAUGAGCGAGGAGUCUCCUAAUAUCCUCUUCCUGGCUCAUGUCACAAUAAGCAUUCUAUGCUCAUUGUCAAUAGACCAACAUACGCCAGAAACUCGAUUUGGUCGAAUCACGGUUAGAAUAUGCAGCUCCAUGCUAAUCGCUGCUUUAGUUGUAGGCGGUUUUGUGAUGGGUGUAGUCGGUCGCUUGUGGGGUUAUUGUUUCAUCAUUAUUGAGUUUGGGGUGUACUUGAUACUGCUUGUCGUGGAGAUGAUGCUCAACAGACGGCAUUCGUUGAAGUCCGCACCGUUGCCUGCGGCCCACGCAAACGGAAGUGCGUUGUCCUUGGAAUCUGUGCCAGCGACAUCGACAUCGACAGGGGAACCUGCACAAGAUCAAUCCACAACCGCCCCUGUUGAUGGACCAUCGAUGAAUCUUCCAUCUAUCGAUACUAGCUCUGCUUUCGGGCCGCCCAGGAGACAGGAUACAGAGGCUGAGAUAGGCGUGACAUUAACCAGGGCGAACACCACCUGA